Guillardia theta CCMP2712 is the source of this 1251-nucleotide messenger RNA. RefSeq lists its product as hypothetical. The coding region runs from base 1 to 1251 and encodes 416 amino acids. The record is from RefSeq and is a predicted model, not a curated record. The transcript has 15 exons. Gene Ontology annotation, molecular function: protein binding. NCBI's taxonomy places the organism in Eukaryota, Cryptophyceae, Pyrenomonadales, Geminigeraceae.
AUGACUUGUAUGGAAGGUUAUCGCCAGCUUCCUCAACUGCUCGUCGAGAUGUCGUUUCCCCCGAUGGCUGUCCGUACAAUCCAAGAGCCAAGAAGUAUCGCAUUCCCCAAUGGAAACGGAACCAUCGCGGAGAUUCAAUCUCAGAUUCAGACCAUGUCUAUCAACAAGUCUUCGUUGAAGCCCAAAGGAGGGGUCGGAAUCGCUUUUUCCGAUCGGAUCAAUAUGGAAUCUGGGCAACGUGAGUUCUACGUACAAAAGAUCUUUCCCGAUGGACCAGCAGCAACGUCUGGUCUUGUCUCCUUCAACGACGUUCUCAUCGAGGUUAACGGAGAGAAGGUGAGCAACUGGGACAUCUGGACUCUCUCCCAGAAGAUCCCUGGGCCUGUUGACUCCCCUGUCCUCUUGCGCAUGAAAUCAGCUUCUCGGAAUACUGAAUACGACGUUGAGAUUAUUCGAAAAAUUAUCGUCAAGAAGUCUGAUGAUGAGAACGUAGAGGAGAACAAAGAAGAUUCAAAGGAACUUGAUGAGAAGGAAAUCUUGGAAGCCAGAAUGAAAGAGAUCAUUGAAAUGAAGAAACUGGGUAUCACAAUCGCUAGUCCUGGAUUUUCCAUUGAGCCUUGCCCCAAAGAAUGGUUCAACGGCGAGAAGACGGGGUCUUUCGUAAUCGGCAACGUGACUAAAGGCUCAUCGGCUGAGAAAGUGGGCUUCACGCACGGGGAGCUGAUCGAAGAGGUCGACGGGAAGGAUGUAGCAGGGUUCUCAGAGGAUAGGAUCAAGGGUCUCCUUACCGACGCCAUUCAUUCUGUCGUUCAGAUCCACACCGACAAGCGUGUGAUCCCUGUCGUCCGAGACUGCGCCCCUUUGCUCCAGCCCCCUGAGCCCCCUCAACUGCCAAGACCCAACCAAAUUAUGAUGCCGCCGCCGCCGCCGUUUUCUCCCAACAUCAACUAUGUGAGCGAGCAGCUUCAGCAGAACUUUUUGAGGAGCCCAGCAAUGGCUCCAGUCGCUUCGUUCCGCCCGCAGAUGAUGCUACCUUCGCAAAACAUCAUCUCGGUAGGAAACCUCAGCCCUAGAGGCAACGAGCCUUCUUGGCAAGUUAACAGACAGCAAGGCAACUUGUACUCCAGCAUGAACGCCGUCAACAUGCCGCAAUACUCCACUCAAGAUGGAAACUUCGGCUACAUGCCUCCUCCCAACCAACCGCAGUACUCCACUGUGCAGCGAUCACCAUGGGGCGGAGACUUGUUCUGA